GGAACUAAGAGUGGCGGCAAUCCUUUCUUUCAGCUGGAGUGCUCCUCAGGAGCCAGCCCCACCCUUAGAAAAGAUGUUUUCCAUGAGGAUCGUCUGCCUGGUCCUAAGUGUGGUGGGCACAGCAUGGACUGCAGAUAGUGGUGAAGGUGACUUUCUAGCUGAAGGAGGAGGCGUGCGUGGCCCAAGGGUUGUGGAAAGACAUCAAUCUGCCUGCAAAGAUUCAGACUGGCCCUUCUGCUCUGAUGAAGACUGGAACUACAAAUGCCCUUCUGGCUGCAGGAUGAAAGGGUUGAUUGAUGAAGUCAAUCAAGAUUUUACAAACAGAAUAAAUAAGCUCAAAAAUUCACUAUUUGAAUAUCAGAAGAACAAUAAGGAUUCUCAUUCGUUGACCACUAAUAUAAUGGAAAUUUUGAGAGGCGAUUUUUCCUCAGCCAAUAACCGUGAUAAUACCUAUAACCGAGUGUCAGAAGAUCUGAGAAGCAGAAUUGAAGUCCUGAAGCGCAAAGUCAUAGAAAAAGUACAGCAUAUCCAACUUCUGCAGAAAAAUGUUAGAGCUCAGUUGGUUGAUAUGAAACGACUGGAGGUGGACAUUGAUAUUAAGAUCCGAUCUUGUCGAGGGUCAUGCAGUAGGGCUUUAGCUCGUGAAGUAGAUCUGAAGGACUAUGAAGAUCAGCAGAAGCAACUUGAACAGGUCAUUGCCAAAGACUUACUUCCCUCUAGAGAUAGGCAACACUUACCACUGAUAAAAAUGAAACCAGUUCCAGACUUGGUUCCCGGAAAUUUUAAGAGCCAGCUUCAGAAGGCACCCCCAGAGUGGAAGGCAUUAACAGACAUGCCGCAGAUGAGAAUGGAGUUAGAGAGACCUGGUAGAAAUGAGAUUACUCGAGGAGACUCCACCUCUUAUGGAACCGGAUCAGAGACGGAAAGCCCCAGGAACCCUAGCAGUGCUGGAAGCUGGAACCCUGGGAGCUCUGGACCUGGAAGUUCUGGAAACCGAAACCCUGGGAGCUCUGGGACUGGAGGGACUGCAACCUGGAAACCUGGGAGCUCUGGACCUGGAAGUACUGGAAGCUGGAACUCUGGGAGCUCUGGAACUGGAAGUACUGGAAACCAAAACCCUGGGAGCCCUAGACCUGGUAGUACCGGAACCUGGAAUCCUGGCAGCUCUGAACAUGGAAGUGCUGGGCACUGGACCUCUGAGAGCUCUGUAUCUGGUAGUACUGGACAAUGGCACUCUGAAUCUGGAAGUUUUAGGCCAGAUAGCUCAGGCUCUGGGAACGCGAGGCCUACCAACCCAGACUGGGGCACAUUUGAAGAGGUGUCAGGAAAUGUAAGUCCAGGGACAAGGAGAGAGUACCACACAGAAAAACUGGUCACUUCUAAAGGAGAUAAAGAGCUCACGACUGGUAAAGAGAAGGUCACCUCUGGUAGCACAACCACCACGCGUCGUUCAUGCUCUAAAACCGUUACUAAGACUUUUAUUGGUCAUGAUGGCCACAAAGAAGUUACCAAAGAAGUGGUGACCUCCGAAGAUGGUUCUGACUGUCCCGAGGCAAUAGAUUUAGGCACAUUGUCUGGCAUAGGUACUCUGGAUGAGUUCCGCCAUAGGCACCCUGAUGAAGCUACCUUCUUCGACACUGCCUCAACUGGAAAAACAUUCUCAGGUUUAUUCUCACCUAUGUUCAGAGAGUUUGUCAGUGAGACUGAGUCUAGGGGCUCAGAAUCUGGCAUCUUCACAAAUACAAAGGAAUCCAGUUCUCAUCCCCCUGGGAUAGCUGAAUUCCCUUCCCGUGGUAAAACUUCAAGUCACAGCAAACAAUUUACUAGUGGCACGAGUUACAGCAGAGGAGGCUCCACAUUUGAAAGCAAGAGCUAUAAAAUGGCAGAUGAGGCCGGAAGUGAAGCCGAUCAUGAAGGAACACAUAGCACCAAGAGAGGCCAUGCUAAAUCUCGCCCUGUCAGAGACUGUGAUGAUGUCCUCCAAACACAUCCUUCAGGUACCCAAAGUGGCAUUUUCAAUAUCAAGCUACCGGGAUCCAGUAAGAUUUUUUCUGUUUAUUGCGAUCAAGAGACCAGUUUGGGAGGAUGGCUUUUGAUCCAGCAAAGAAUGGAUGGAUCACUGAAUUUUAACCGGACCUGGCAAGACUACAAGAGAGGUUUCGGCAGCCUGAAUGACGAGGGGGAAGGAGAAUUCUGGCUAGGCAAUGACUACCUCCACUUACUAACCCAAAGGGGCUCUGUUCUUAGGGUUGAAUUAGAGGACUGGGCUGGGAACGAAGCUUAUGCAGAAUAUCACUUCUGGGUAGGCUCUGAGGCUGAAGGCUAUGCCCUCCAAGUCUCCUCCUAUGAAGGCACUGCGGGUGAUGCUCUGAUUGAGGGUUCCGUAGAGGAAGGGGCAGAGUACACCUCUCACAACAACAUGCAGUUCAGCACCUUUGACAGGGAUGCAGACCAGUGGGAAGAGAACUGUGCAGAAGUCUAUGGGGGAGGCUGGUGGUAUAAUAACUGCCAAGCAGCCAAUCUCAAUGGCAUCUACUACCCUGGGGGCUCCUAUGACCCAAGGAAUAAUAGUCCUUAUGAGAUUGAGAAUGGAGUGGUCUGGGUUUCCUUUAGAGGGGCAGAUUAUUCCCUCAGGGCUGUUCGCAUGAAAAUUAGGCCCCUUGUGACCCAAUAGGCUGAAGAAGUGGGAAUGGGAGCACUCUGUUUUCUUUGCUAGAGAAGUGGAGAGAAAAUACAAAAGGUAAAGCAGUUGAGAUUCUCUACAACCUAAAAAAUUCCUAGGUGCUAUUUUCUUAUCCUUUGUACUGUAGCUAAAUGUACCUGAGACAUAUUAGUCUUUGAAAAAUAAAGUUAUGUAAGGUUUUUUUUAUCUUUAAA
Messenger RNA from Pan troglodytes (chimpanzee), 2877 nucleotides. RefSeq names its product fibrinogen alpha chain (gene FGA). The record is from RefSeq and is a predicted model, not a curated record. Gene Ontology annotation, molecular function: extracellular matrix structural constituent; signaling receptor binding; protein-macromolecule adaptor activity. NCBI's taxonomy places the organism in Eukaryota, Metazoa, Chordata, Mammalia, Primates, Hominidae. The transcript has 6 exons. The coding region runs from base 74 to 2674 and encodes 866 amino acids. Gene Ontology annotation, biological process: platelet aggregation; protein polymerization; positive regulation of heterotypic cell-cell adhesion. Gene Ontology annotation, cellular component: fibrinogen complex.